Messenger RNA from Puccinia graminis f. sp. tritici CRL 75-36-700-3, 450 nucleotides. RefSeq lists its product as uncharacterized. The coding region runs from base 1 to 450 and encodes 149 amino acids. The transcript has 3 exons. Lineage: Eukaryota; Fungi; Basidiomycota; Pucciniomycetes; Pucciniales; Pucciniaceae. The record is from RefSeq and is a predicted model, not a curated record.
AUGUCUCCUGCUACCAACAGCAACCAAGCAACCCCAAGUAACGCGGUCGCAGACAACUUGUCUGUCAAAAGACUCCUCGUACCUGCCGACGGCAGCGCCAGAGCAGAAGAACCAGCGGCCACAGCCCUAGGCGGGAACGUGAUCGCCAAACCCACUGAAAAAGGGCCCGCAAAAAGGAAGACUAGGGCAGUAAAAGGCAAACCAAGUCAGACAGUAGCAAACACGGGGAAAAAGACCAACCCAACCCUCCCCCACGUUGCAACGGGAGGAGGAUACGUUAGGGACACCUUGGGCGAGGAAGCCUUCCUAGUAGGGUUGUCGGCGCCACCCCCUGUGGCGCGCCAAAGGAUGGCCUGGAGGGUCCGUCGGCCUGGCUGCCUGGCAGGUCUCCCUGAGAAAGCCAGGAGAAGACUCCUGUCAAAGUGCCUGGCCGGCAGACCUGCAGGCUGA